Helobdella robusta is the source of this 1397-nucleotide messenger RNA. RefSeq lists its product as hypothetical. Lineage: Eukaryota; Metazoa; Annelida; Clitellata; Rhynchobdellida; Glossiphoniidae. The transcript has 11 exons. Gene Ontology annotation, cellular component: cytoplasm. Gene Ontology annotation, molecular function: carbonate dehydratase activity; zinc ion binding. The coding region runs from base 236 to 1162 and encodes 308 amino acids. The record is from RefSeq and is a predicted model, not a curated record.
CGAAAUUUUAAUGUUUUCAACCGUUAUAUAUUUUCAUUCUAGCAAUUUUUUUCUAUUUCCAUUUUUUCCAUCAGCAAAAGUCUACGGAUAUCAAGCGUGAAGUGGAGGGUUUCCGAGUUUAUUCAUUCACUGAAUUUAAUUGAAAGUGAAUUUAAAAUCAAUUUGUUUAAGAAUUAAUUUGCUUUCCAAAUAGAAAUUUAGUGCUCUACAAAGAAAAACUCUAAUAAAAAACCCGAUGGCGUUGAAUGUAUACAGGCUGUCAAUUCUAAUCUUUGUGAUCCACAUUCCUUUGGUGUCGUCAUCAGGUGAUUGGAGCUAUACUGGAGAGAACGGUCCGAACCACUGGGGCAGCUUAUGCAGAUCAGGUAGCCAGCAGUCACCGAUUAAUAUCGAUAUCGGUAAAUCGAAGCAUGACCAAGAGCUGGGCCAGUUUAUAUUCAGUCCCGAUUACUUCAAUUAUACGUUCAAGUAUAAUCUGUCAAAUAAUGGACACUCAGUGAUGUUGACCCCAGAUAGUUCAGCUCAGCUUACAGUAUCAGGAGGUGGUCUGCCAGGGACAUAUAGACUGGCCCAGUUCCACUUUCAUUGGGGAGGGCCUUCGUCCGCGGGCUCCGAGCACACCCUCAAUAAUAAACAGUACCAAGCUGAGGUCCACUUGGUGCACUACAAUUUGAACUACGACAACAUCGGAUCUGCUGCCACUAGCAAGGACGGGCUGGCCGUCAUCGGCGUUUUCCUGGAGGCAGGAAAGUCCGUUGGAAACGUCGUAAUCGAGAAAAUAGCCAAUCGGCUUUCCAACAGUUGCGCCACGGUGUUGAGCUCAAACUGUACGAUUGAUAACAUGCGACUGAUUGACAUUCUCCCUUUCAAUCACGAUAAUUAUUUCAGGUACCAGGGCAGUUUGACCACGCCUCCUUGUUCUGAAUCUGUCGUUUGGACAGUUUUCCAGAAGCCAAUCAGUGUCACCAAAGAACAAUUGCAAAGUUUCUUCAGAAUUCAAGAUAGUCACUCCCACGAGCUGCACAACAAUUUCAGACCGGUUCAAAAGUACAAGAAACCUGUCACGAAAAGUUUCUCGAGCGAAGGGUCCAGACAUGUUCUGACAAUAUCGGUCCUUGCAUUUUCAUCCUUGGUCGCCUUAUAUAGCGCUAAACUUUUUUAAUUUUUUGGCCGCUUAUGAACAUCUGUAAAUUUUUAAAAUUAUCGGUUUUAGCGACUCUUAUAACCGUAGCAAUUUUGUCAGUAAAAACAUUAACAUAAAAAUAUAGAUGCUGUAGGUGUUUUAUGCUAUUUUGAUGUUAUGACAAAGAUUACAAUAAUUAUACUUAUUAUUAUUAUUAUUAAUAUAGCAUUUUUAUUAUUAUAUGGAUUUUAAAGAAAUAAACUUAAAAAUAUGA